Molecule: messenger RNA, 1638 nt
Organism: Aspergillus novofumigatus IBT 16806
Lineage: Eukaryota; Fungi; Ascomycota; Eurotiomycetes; Eurotiales; Aspergillaceae
Product: spermidine synthase
Exons: 3
Coding region: 1-1638 (545 amino acids)
Source: RefSeq, a predicted model, not a curated record
AUGUCUUCUCCCGGAGGAAUGCUCCAGCAAGUCAAGCUUGAAAAGCUUCUGCCAGGUGUAGCAUUGCUGUUCCUCACUGCUUUCUAUUCCCCUGGCUUUCUCUUGACACUUUCUCCGGUUUUUGGCUCUGCGCCUUCCCAUAUCUUUCACGGGUAUGGAGUAGCUGUCAGUGCCGCUGCUGGCUGGUUCUUGAAGGACGUGAUCCAUCGGCUGUCUGGUCGCAGAGCAGUAUAUUUGGUCCCCGUUCUCGCAUUCUGGGUGCCGACCAUCCAGUACUUUAUGUUUCACCAGAGCUCAUCUUUCGGGAAUCCAACUGGCCCGCUAAUUAUUGAUAUAUUUACCUUUUACCCUCUGGUGCUGCUUUCUGUGGCUUGCGCCGGGAAACUAUUGCAGGCGGGCCUGAACAUGAGCCAGCAUGGAGACCUUAUGACAGAGCAUAUUCCCCUACUCGGAUCCUAUAUUAUCUACUCGGCAGGAGAAUAUUUCUCAAAAGUGUUUAUCUCCAAGUUCAUUGGCUUGACCUUCUUUCUGAGCCGUGGCGGCCUUCAAUUACUGAUUGCGAGCUUGUAUUCGGCUACCAUCCCAUCUAAAUGGCUUGUAUUAGCGGUUCCAUCUAUUCUCUUCUCUCUCACGUCUAAUGUGCACAUGCCCUUCGGCCGCACAACUGCCGCUUUGAACUCUGCUAUUCAAGUGGAAGGUUAUGAACUUCUCGCUAGACAGGAUUCUUCCACCGGGUACAUAUCUGUUUUGGAGAACUUGGAAGAUGGCUUCCGAGUGAUGCGGUGUGAUCAUAGUCUUCUUGGUGGUCAAUGGACAAGGAUGCCGCGCAAUUACCAUCCCGAGGUCAAGGACCCCAUCUAUGCUGUGUUUGCUAUGCUCGAAGCCAUCCGUUUGAUCAAAACCGACCACGGCGAGGCGCGCGUGGACGCCAACAGCAAGGCUCUCGUCAUGCACCACCCCGCUGCGUUGAUUACGCACGGCAUCGAGACCACGAUCGUGGAGAUUGAUCCGGUUGUGCAUAAAUUCGCCACGGAAUACUUCCACCUACCUUCCAAUCACAUUGCGGCUAUUGAAGACGCUACAGUGUUUGUGAAGCGUGCCCAGGAGUCCCCAAACCCUGCUCAAUAUGACUACAUUGUCCACGAUGUCUUCACCGGCGGGGCGGAGCCAGUCGAGCUCUUCACAAUCGAAUUCAUCAAGGGUCUAUAUGACCUAUUGAAAGACGAUGGUGUUAUUGCCAUUAACUACGCCGGCGAUAUCUCACUUUACCCAGCCGCACUCACGGUGCGCACAAUCAAGGCAGUCUUCCCGUCGUGCCGAAUCUUCCGCGAAGACGCAGCCGCGGAUGCCAAAUUCGAUUUCACCAACAUGGUGAUCUUUUGCAAGAAGAGCAACACACCCCUUCGCUUCAGGGGUCCAGUCAAAGCCGAUUUUCUGGGAAGCAAGUCUCGUCAACACUACCUUGUGCCCAAGCACGAGGUGGACCCAGCCCAAUUCGAUAAGGUUGAGAAGGGCGGAAGACGUGUUCUGGUUGCAAAGGAAACGGGCCGUCUUCAUAAGUACCAGGAUCGUGGUGCAAUUGCUCAUUGGGAGAUCAUGAGGACAGUCAUGCCGGAUGCGGUCUGGGAGAAUUGGUAA